AUGAAGAAAAUAACUAAGCCUAAAAUAGAUAUGAAAAACAACAAAGCAAAUUUCCCAAACACAUAUACUUGUUUUAAGGCCCAACUUCAUAUACACUCUCAUCUCCAAAAUUUUAACCGCCCAGUACAAAAGCAUCGGAUCAAUCCCGUUGGGUCCGGCAACCGUGGGAAGCUCCCACAACACGGCCCGCCCGUCGCCCCCUGCGGAGCAUAUAAGCCUCAGCUUUGCGGGGGCCACGAGAUGGCAUUCACGCUGCCUAUGUUCCUCUCCAGCACGGCCACUGGCACGUUCAGAUCUCAUGAAGUGAAACACAUCGCUCGCUGCAAUUUCCGUAAGGCUUUACAUGAGCUAAUCCUUCCUUUGAUCGCAAUCGUAGGCUGGCAGAUCUCCCUAGCCGCCGUCGUGGUCCCAGUCGCCAACAACCUCAUCCAGCAUGGCCACAACGCGGAAUCCACCAAGUACCUCCUCCGAAGAAUCAGAGGCACAAACAAUGUCGAGAUUGUUGUUGUUUUUGAGAUGUUCUCGAGUUUGGUAGUCCUUGAACAGAGGCUGGAACUCCUGCGGACUUGGGUCAAUGCCGGAGAUCGGGUCAUCGAACAGAGGCUAGUACUCCAGCGAGUUGAGGAA
Messenger RNA from Striga asiatica, 627 nucleotides. NCBI's taxonomy places the organism in Eukaryota, Viridiplantae, Streptophyta, Magnoliopsida, Lamiales, Orobanchaceae. The record is from the annotation of a GenBank genome assembly.